AUGGCAGACGAAGAGCUGAACCUCUACGACGAGGUGGAAAUCGAAGACUGCUUCUACGACAAGACGCUGCAGAUCUACCACCACCCGUGUCCGUGUGGCGACCGCUUCGAGAUCUCCCUUGCCGACAUGCGAGACGGCGAGGACAUUGCGCGCUGCCCCAGCUGCAGCCUGAUGAUUCGUAUAAUCUUCGACGAGUCCGACCUUCCUGCUGAAAAGACGGAUGCGCCUCAGAGCGCUGCUAUUGCCGCGUAA
This is a messenger RNA of Dothidotthia symphoricarpi CBS 119687, 252 nucleotides long. RefSeq names its product zf-CSL-domain-containing protein. Gene Ontology annotation, molecular function: metal ion binding. The record is from RefSeq and is a predicted model, not a curated record. The transcript is spliced from 2 exons. Lineage: Eukaryota; Fungi; Ascomycota; Dothideomycetes; Pleosporales; Dothidotthiaceae. Gene Ontology annotation, biological process: protein histidyl modification to diphthamide. Bases 1 to 252 code for a protein of 83 amino acids.